Messenger RNA from Zasmidium cellare ATCC 36951, 3546 nucleotides. RefSeq lists its product as uncharacterized. Bases 1 to 3546 code for a protein of 1181 amino acids. Gene Ontology annotation, cellular component: endomembrane system; membrane. The transcript has 3 exons. The record is from RefSeq and is a predicted model, not a curated record. Gene Ontology annotation, biological process: intracellular calcium ion homeostasis; calcium ion transmembrane transport. NCBI's taxonomy places the organism in Eukaryota, Fungi, Ascomycota, Dothideomycetes, Mycosphaerellales, Mycosphaerellaceae. Gene Ontology annotation, molecular function: calcium:proton antiporter activity.
AUGGCCGACGACAACACCUCCACCCACAACAACAACAACAACCAACUCGACCGGGUGUCGACCCGCGACUACGCCCAGACCUCCACCACCCAGCCCUCCACGCGACGCACUUCCACCUCCUCCGCCGGCAUGAGCUUUCCCAAUCGCCCAUCCGAGCAACAGAGCUCAAUGCAGGCCAGCCAAUCCAGCUUGCAAUCAGAGGGCACUACCCGCCGGAGUAGACCUCGUCUGGACUAUGGUACCGUGCAGGGUUCCUCCGCUACAGGUGGAGGCCGCCAGCAAAGCGUCCUUUCUCCACACUCAUCAACCCACACUCAGACGCCGAGACGACCAACUAAUGCACGUAAACCCUCGACUGCAGCACCGCACCGUGGCGAGGUCUUCUCAGUAGACGAUGAUGCGAGCGAAGUCGACGAAGAUUUGCGAUCUACGCGCAGAGACACGAAACAACCGGAUAGGCCGCUGCGACGACGAGAGAGCACUCUGAGGAGAAGAGGAACUGCUGCGCCGCCAACAUUACCCAGGGUUGAGAGCGAGGAGCAAGAGGAGGAGGAGGAGGCUCAAACGACAGGCAACGAUGCUGCCAAAUCCAUCCGACCUCAAACGCCUGGCGAGAAUGGCGAUCCAAGCUCAGAGGACACCUUGCAGGGAGAUGAAGAGGAGGAAACGCCGAAUGACGAUGACGACGAUGACGAUGACCUGAGCGACGCUGAGAGCUUCACCUUGAAAGAUAGACAAGAAGCCAUCAAUGAGACCCACCCAUUCGGCAUCAGGAUAUGGAAACCCGCGCUAUACAAGAAAAGCAGAUCGGUACAACGAACUGCAGAGGGAGACAUUCACAGCGCGCCUGGAGGUAAUGUCAGUCGAUGGCUGUGGGUCUUCAAUGGACUUUGGACACUCCUCUUCGGCUGGUGGAUGGCCUUGCUCACCUGCGUGGGUGGUAUCGUCUGUCUGAUAUUCGCCCUUUUCCAGGAAGCUGGAUCUGGAUGCCACGAAUAUGGAAGAGUGUUGAUCAAUCUUGCUCAUUACCUUUUCUAUCCGUUUGGAAAGUACGUCAGGUUGGAACGCGACGAGGCCUAUCUACAUGAAGAUGAGGGCGAGGGCAGAGACAUAAGCGAGUACGAGCGCUGGCAGGCCGGCGAUCUUGAAGAAGGCCGCCUCUUCUUUGGACCUACGGACAUCAACCGUUCUAUCCUUGGCCGACGACGAGAUGAAGUCCCAGACCUGGAAGAAAACGAAACCGACGCACUCUUGGGACGAGGCAGACAAAGCUCGGUUGCGCAGCGUGCCCGGGUGAAGACUAAGAAGCGACUGUUCGGUCGCGGCAAGUGGAAUGUCGGCCGUGUCAUCUUUUUCAUGUCCUUCUACUUCCUGAUAACGCCGUGCCUGUUUCUCGUCAGCGGCAUCUGCUGGUUCCUCGUCUUCACGAUCCCCAUGGGCAAAGUGACAUUGCUUCUAUUCUACCACCUACGCCGCCACCCACUCGCCAUGAGCUUCCACACUGACAGCCAUUACCACCGCGUCCCAUCUCAGCCUAGAGGCAGCAGCGACAGUGUCGUUCUUCUUUGCACAUACAGAGCGGUCGGGCUCAAGUACUGGAAAUACACCAUCGAUGGCACCAACAUCUUCCUCAUCAACCUACUGGGACUGGUCGUCUUCGCCAUCUUCGACUACUUCGUCUUGUACGAGGCCCUUGGCAUCCGAGUUUGGGUCACCUCACCCGGCUUUGUCUUUGUGGUCGCACUGGCCUCGAUCAUACCACUCGCAUACUUUAUUGGCCAAGCUGUUGCAUCCAUCUCGGCGCAGUCCUCAAUGGGAGUUGGUGCAACCAUCAACGCCUUCUUCAGCACCAUCGUCGAAGUUUUCCUGUACUGCGUGGCGCUCAAUGAAGGCAAAUCCCAGCUCGUCGAAGGCAGCAUUGUUGGGUCCAUCUUCGCGGGUAUUCUCUUCUUACCAGGCCUUUCGAUGUGCUUUGGUGCCAUCAAACGAAAGACGCAACGCUUCAACGUCAAGUCAGCUGGCGUGACGUCGACCAUGCUCUUGUUCGCUGUCAUUGCCGCGUUUGGACCGACGCUGUUCUACCAGUUCAAUGGCACACACAUUCUCAAUUGCCGCCAAUGCGUAUCCCUGGACAAGGAUGGAGAAGAGAGGGAUUGCAGGCGAUGCUAUUUUGCGCAAGUCCCCGAGAUCAACGACAAGUUCUUCCUGCAAGCGGUUCGACCAUACAUCUACUUCUGCGCGGUCUGCCUCUUCCUCUCGUACGUGGUGGGCCUUCUAUUCACGCUCCGUACUCACGCAGCAGUCAUCUGGAACAACGAGCCUGAAUCCGAGAAAGAGCGAAAGGACAAACCCGAACAUCAUCACACCACAUUGCCGUACACAGCUGGUUUGGUAUCAACCGACAACCCCUUUGCGGCAACGGGAAACAAGACCACAGCUCAACUUGGCACGCUUCCACGAGAAGACAUCAAGUCGAGUAUCAUGUACAAACGCAUCCUGAAUCAGAGCUUGAAGCAAGCCGGCUUCUUGCAGACUUCAACUGCCAGAAAGGACAACACGGACGACGCUGCGCAUAAGAGCGACGGUGUGCCUCCACAUAUUGUCCCACCCAAGAGCGUCGGCGGAGACACUACAGCUGCAAUGGGCGGCCGAGUUCAAGGCCUGAGUGCGGAAGACAAUCGCGCGCUUGUGCAGCAAGUCGCCGAGAUCGCGGCGACCGCGGCUACAGUGGCAGCGCGAGAUGCUACCAAAGCCCCUCGCCGCGCGAGUGUCAUGGCUACUACAGCAGGAACGCCCGCUGCAUCGAGACACCAUUCGUUCAAAGAUCCUAGGGAUCUGAAAGACGGAAAUCAACACCACGAUCGAGAUCUCCCACCGGACUCGGCCGCGGCCGCACAGGCUCCCACACAAAAUGAAGAGCAAGCCGGCGGUCACGAUGCGCCAAACUGGUCCCGUACGAAGUCUGCCGUCAUCCUUCUGACUGCAACCGUAGCCUAUGCCAUUAUCGCCGAAAUCCUAGUGGACACUGUUGACUCCGUCCUCUCUUCGAUCGAUAUCCCUGAGAAGUUCCUCGGCAUCACCCUUUUCUCGCUGGUCCCAAACACAACCGAAUUCCUCAACGCCAUCAGCUUCGCCAUGAACGGAAAUGUCGCACUCUCCAUGGAGAUCGGCUCCUCCUACGCUCUGCAGGUCAUCUUGCUCCAGGUUCCCUGCCUCAUCCUCUUCUCAGCCAUCUACCAGAACUUCAUCUCCACAGAUGACAUCGUGAGCCACACCUUCUCGCUCAUCUUCCCACAGUGGGAUAUGGUGUGCGUGAUCCUGAGUGUGUUCUUGAUGGGCUGGGUCGUGGGUGAAGGUAAGAGCAAUUACUUCAAGGGAAGCAUUUUGAUCUUCACGUACCUGGUGGUGGUCAUUGGGUUCUGGUUUACGGGAUACGUGAGCGACGACAUGAUGGGCAUCAAUCGCUUCGACACACUCGCGCUCGGUGAUGGAGUGCAGAGUUUCCGCACGAUUGGACACAGCAAGAGCGGACGGGCUUUCCCUUGA